Molecule: messenger RNA, 2575 nt
Organism: Momordica charantia (bitter melon)
Lineage: Eukaryota; Viridiplantae; Streptophyta; Magnoliopsida; Cucurbitales; Cucurbitaceae
Source: RefSeq, a predicted model, not a curated record
AAAAAAACCAGAGGGGCCAGCAGGAGGGGCCAGGGGAUUGUUCUGCAAACAUUGUCUGAUUUACAAAGUUGGUGUUGUUCGGUUCUUCUGAUUAAGCUCUGGCUAUGGCGGAGGCGAACGCUACUGAACCAACCAAUUACGUUUCCGCUUAAAGCUUCUCUGCAGUGCAGUGCUUCUCUCUCCUUCUCUGGGUGUGGAUUCCGGUGCUUCCCAUGCCAAAAUACUCGCGGAUCCAUCGCUAAGUCUUCAUUUCAUGGAUGCUCGCCGCGGCUCCCGCAUCGUAAACCCCAAAGUUCGACAGGUAGGAUUCUUCACCAUCGACGCUCCAAAUCCCCCCAGCCGGAGCCUCUCCGUCCCGGCUGACUGCACCACUUCCCCCCAAUCCCACUCUCCCCUCACCAAUUCCUUAUCUCCGGUCAUGAUUCCCCCUCCCCGUCAUCUUUCCGAUAACCUUGCCUCUCGCUCCACUGUUCUCCCCGUUCCGGCUCCCGCCAAUUGGAGAAAUUCGGCCGACCAGAUCCCUGUUGGGAGCUACAAUCCUUCCGAGACGCUGCUUGGCACCUCUCCCGUGGCCUCGCCUUCGAGUAGAAUUGAGGACGAAGAGUUGGACUUAUCGGAGGAUUCCGCCACAUCCGUUUGGUAUCGCCGGAGCGGUUCGGGGAAGAUUGCGUCGAGCUUUCCGGGCGUUGGAAUCCACGUGGCGGCUAAGUCGUCGGAGAAUUCUCAGGCGGUGCCUCUCGCUAAUGCUAGGACUUCGGAACCUGACAAGCCUACUGGUGUCGCAGAAAAGAAUGGAGGGGCAUCCACAGAGGUCCCGAAUCAACAAUUACCACCAAGUUCAAAACCCCUGAAGGCGAAAACAACAAAGGCUGAAAGACGGGCUCUGCAGGAGGCACAACGAGCUGCAAAAGUUUCUGCUAAAGGUGAGGCGAACAAGUCAAGUACUGCUCCCGGUAAAGCUGUGAAGCAGCCUUCGGCUAUAAAAGAUAGCCCUGCCGCACCUUCGGUUGCAUCAACUGACAAAAGAGGAGGUGAUCGCACACUUGAUAAAGAAAGGAAGAAAGAUGCUCCCCAUCCACGAAUGCAGUUUGAUGAUAAAAAUAGGGUAGAAAAGGCUAAAAAGCGAGCAGUUUUCAACCAAACUGAAGCUAGGAAUAGGGUUGAAUUAUUUCGCCAUUUGCCACAAUACGAGCAGGGAACUCAGCUUCCUGAUCUUGUGUCGAAGUUUUUCCAACUUGACACCAUUCAUCCUGCCAUUUACAAGGUUGGCUUACAAUAUAUGGCUGGAGAUAUAUGUGGAGGCAAUGCUCGUUGUAUUGCAAUGCUUCAUGCGUUUCAACAGGCAAUUAAAGACUACUCAACUCCGCCACAGAAGUCUCUGGGUAGAGAUUUAACUGCAAAAAUUGGUAGCUAUGUGUCAUUCUUCAACGAAUGCAGGCCACUGUCUGUUAGCAUGGGAAAUGCAAUUAGGUUUUUGAAAAACCGCAUUGCCAAGUUACCAUUGAAUCUUCCGGAAUCCGAAGUAAAAGCUACGCUUUGCUCAGAUAUCAAUCGCUUUAUCAAUGAGAAGAUAAUACUUGCAGAUGAGGUCAUAGUUAGACAUGCUGCUACCAAGAUCAGAGAUGGAGAUGUUCUUCUCACAUAUGGAUCAUCAUCUGCUGUAGAGAUGCUUCUAUUAUACGCUCAUGAGCUCGGAAAACAAUUCCGUGUUGUGGUGGUGGAUUCCCGACCAAAAAUGGAAGGGCAAGCACUUCUUCGUAGGCUAAUAACAAGGGGCCUAAGUUGUACCUACACUCAUAUAAAUGCUAUUUCUUAUGUGAUGCAUGAAGUAACACGAGUUUUUCUGGGGGCUGCCGCAGUAUUAUCUAAUGGAACUGUAUAUUCAAGAGUGGGAACUGCAGGUGUUGCCAUGGUUGCUAAUGCAUUCCAUGUUCCGGUCUUAAUUUGCUGCGAAGCCUAUAAAUUUCAUGAAAGGGUACAGCUUGACUCGAUAUGUUUUAACGAAUUAGGUGACCCAGAUGCUAUCUCCAAGGUUCCAGGAAGGGAGGAAAUUAAUUACCUAGAUAAUUUGACUGCUAAAGAACAAUUGCAACUUCUAAAUUUAAUGUAUGACGCUACACCUUCAGAUUACAUCUCAAUGAUUGUCACAGAUUAUGGCAUGAUCCCACCAACAAGCGUACCGGUGAUCGUACGCGAGUAUCGGAGAGAGCACGUGUGGAUAUAAGGUGGAAGGAAGCUUAUUUCUCCAAGGAUAAAUCGUAGAUACUGGUAAGCUUAUGAUCAUGCGAGAAAUAGCCAAUGCAUGGUGGGAGGAUUUUUUCGAGUCAAAUCUGCAUCGAUAAACGACCUUCUAUCGUGCCAUACUGGUUUCAAAUUUUGAUUUUGGUAAAAUAACAGUUAGUUAAGAGUUUGAUUGUUGCCACUCCUUACAGCUUUUUGAAGUGUGUUUUUUAGGAGAAUGUAUAAUGAAUAAAGUUUGAAUGUUGAUGUCAAUGAAAAUGUCAAUAGGAACAUAAACAACGAACAAAAUUUGUAGAAUUUAUUUGAAUUAAUAAUUGAGACUUCAAUUACUGCU